This is a messenger RNA of Sebastes umbrosus (honeycomb rockfish), 2025 nucleotides long. RefSeq names its product high-affinity choline transporter 1-like. NCBI's taxonomy places the organism in Eukaryota, Metazoa, Chordata, Actinopteri, Perciformes, Sebastidae. Gene Ontology annotation, cellular component: plasma membrane. The record is from RefSeq and is a predicted model, not a curated record. Gene Ontology annotation, molecular function: choline:sodium symporter activity. Gene Ontology annotation, biological process: acetylcholine biosynthetic process; choline transport; transmembrane transport. Bases 141 to 1634 code for a protein of 497 amino acids. The transcript has 7 exons.
AUCACCAGAGGGCAUCACCUGUAACUAAAGAGGAGGAGCUUUCUUCUUCUGGUCUCCUCUGGAAUGCCAACCCUCUUUUCUAUAAUAGUCAGUCAGUCAGUCAGUUGUACAUCAGCUAGCAGGACCAGUCAGCAUCCAUCAUGGCUGUUAACAUUCCAGGAGUGAUAGCCAUGGUGUUUUUCUACCUGCUGGUCCUUGGGACCGGUAUCUGGGCUUCUUUCAAGUCCAAAAGGGAACAGAAGAAAAGUGCAGCCACUGGAAUGGAUAUGGCCCUGCUGGGAAACCGGAGCAUUAACUUGGCGGUGGGGAUCUUCACAAUGACAGCUACGUGGGUCGGAGGAGGCUUCAUUGUUGGCACAGCUGAGAUGGUGUACACGCCCUCUAUGGGACUAACCUGGACAAUGGUGAUGCUAAUGGCAUACAGCUCAUCUUUUUUUGUUGCUGGCUUGGUGUUUGCAAAGCCAAUGAGAGAAAGAAACUGUGUGACGAUGCUGGACCCUUUCCGUGCCAAAUAUGGGAAAGUACUAACAGCUGGACUGUCCCUGGUUUCACUUUCUACUGAUGUGCUCUGGUUGGCCACAACACUAAUUGGUUUAGGAGGAACCAUGAGUGUGGUGCUGGAUUUGUCCUACACUUUGUGCAUGUGGCUCUCUGCUGCCGUCGUCAUUUUCUACACACUGCUGGGAGGUCUCUACUCUGUGGCCUACACAGAUAUUAUACAGCUUGUCCUCAUAUUCAUCAGCUUGGCACUAGGGAGUCUGGGAUAUCAGUGCAUCCACCAGAGGACCUUGUCAGCUUCUUCCUCAGCCACAGCCAAGCUCACUUGCUUUGUCGCUGCUUUCACCUUACUUAUAUUUGGCAUACCUCCUAUACUGCUUGGGGCAGCCGCUGCAUCCACAGACUGGAACCAGACUUCCUAUGGUUCUCCUUCUCCAUAUGAACGUGGUGAAUCAGCUCUAGUUCUGCCCAUCAGCCUGCAGCACCUCACCCCGUCCUUCAUCUCCAUUAUCGGUACUGGAUGUGUAGCUGCCGCCGUGAUGUCAUCGGCUGACUCUGCUUUGCUUUCUGCAGCUUCUGUCUUCACCUGCAACGUAUACAAGAACAUCCUGAGGCCUCAGGCAUCAGACAAAGAGAUUCAGUGGGUGAUCCGUGCUUCUGUGUUGGUAGUGGGCGUGGUUGGUACAUCACUCACCAACCUGAAAAACAGCAUCUUACUGUUCUGGUUCAUUGGUGCUGAAGUGGCCUACAUCAUAAUGUACCCUCAACUCGUCUGUGUCCUCUUCUUCAACAUCUCCAACGGUUACGGGGCUGUUAUUGGCUUCCUGGUGGGAUUGGUGUUAAGACUGCUCAGUGGACAACCAUCAAUAGGGUUAGCACCAGUCAUACACUUCCCAGGAUGCACUCUUGAGGACGGUGUUUAUGUCCAGUACUCUCCAGUUAAGACCAUCUCCAUGCUGUCUGCCAUCGCUGCCAUCUUGUUGUUCUCCUACCUGGCUUCUGUGCUCUUCAACAAAGGCCUGCUUCCUGAGAAGUGGGAUGUGUUCAAAGUGAAAGCCCAGAACUCACCUCAACCACUGACAUCAAGAGAUGGCGCCACAGAAGAUAAUAAGAAUGAGGAAUUGAAAAGCUCUUAGCCUGAGGCAUCAGAGCCAAUGACAAGUUAAGUAGUAUUUUCUUGAAGCAUACAGACUAGUAAAUAGCUCAAAGUAUAUAACUCUGGAGUUUCUGCAUAUAGAACAUGAAUGUAUAAUCAAACAUGGAUACUGUGUUCUACAACCACUGACACCAACAGAUGGAGCAAAAUCUCUCUGAAUAACUGGAAUGGUUUUAGGGAGGGGGUUAAAAUGUUUGUGUCAAGACUUACAGACUCAUGCAAGUGGGAACAUUUUCAGCUAAAAAAGACGGCCAUGCAUACCUUUACUAUGUAUCAGGUGUAUAGGGAUUCUGACUUUGCAGAUAAUUAAUAGGCAAGAGGACCUGUAAGAAUUCAUAAAUCAAUGUGUUAGAGUGCACAACAACAACGAA